GUGAGUUUUUAUAUCUCGUCAGUGUGUGUAUUGGCAUUGAGCUCGACGGGCAGAUGUUCUGUUUCUGUGUGAUGAUGGUUGUGUGAUUAUUAGCAGAAGAUCUUGAGCUUUGAGGAGGAUGAAUGUUUUUCUCCUGCUGGGAUUCACCUGCGCGCUGCUCGUCCGCACAUCUGUUCUCACUCAAGAAUGUCCAGAAUCUGGAUGUGUGAACGGCUUCUGUGAGCGCGCAGGAGAAUGCAGGUGCAUGGCGGGCUGGCGCGGCAUCGCGUGUGAUCGGUGCGUCCCGUCUGCGGAUUGCGCGCACGGAUCGUGUGAGGAACCGGGUCAGUGCAUCUGUGAACGCGGCUGGACGGGAGCGCGCUGUGAUCGAGACAUAAGCUUGUGUUCAUCUAAACCGUGCUUUGGUAGCUCUGUGUGUGUGGAUGUGGGAGAUUCUUACACCUGCAUUUGUACGGCUGGAUUCACAGGCAAACAGUGUCAGCUGAAGAACAACACCCCCUCUUUAACUGAUGGCUCUUCGUGUCAGAACGGAGGAACCCGCGUGGACAGAAAUGGCUCUGAUGACAAUUUUUGCAUCUGUCCAUCUGGAUUUACAGGACAUUUCUGUGAAACUGAGAUUGACGUCUGUGAUCCCAACCCGUGCGAGAACGAUGGUGUCUGCAGGAGUCGUGACCUGACGUUCACCUGCGUCUGUCCGCCUGCCUUUUCAGGUCCCGUUUGCAGCUUCAGAUUGUGUUCAGACAGCGGUCGGUGUGUCAAUGGAGGGAUCUGCUUCAAUCGUACAGACAGCCGGAUCCGCUGCCUUUGUCCACCUGGAUUUUCCGGCUCAUCUUGUGAACUUCAGCUCAAGGUCAAACCCAGAUUUAAAGCAGCGGGCCCCGGCCACCUCACCGUACCGGCUCACACUUUCCACAAGUUUCUUCGGCCACCCGAUCACAAGCUUCAUAAAAUCCCCACGAAGGAGACGGAUCGAGCGUCUGGUUUUCUGGCCACACAGAGUCAGGUCAUCUGUUUGGCCAUGCUGGGUCUUCUUACCUGUCUGGUGGUACUUGUCACUACAGGCAUUAUUUUUUUCAAUCGAUGUGAAAUGUGGGUGGCUAAUGUAAAAUACAGUCAGCUGGUGCGUCAACAGAGAGAUUUCCUUCUGAAUGCCAGCGAUGGCGAGGUCAACAUUAUCUUACCAGAGAAGAUUAAACUCAGUCAUUUUGGGAAGCAUUAUACAAGUAUAUGAAGGUCCAUCAUUGCUUCUGUGGAAAUACAAAAAAUAUCAAUCAUAUACCUUUUACUAGUAUACACGUGUAGGUUUUAAUCAAAAGUAACUUAGUGUGUGAAUGCACCUUUGUAUUUGUAUAGGAAUAUAAACCCUGUUAAGAAAUGUGUGCUUUUUCUUAAGACAUAAAGUUUAAUAUUCUCCUAUGUAAGAGAUGUAGACAUCAGACCGUGAAUGUUGUGUUUGUGAUCUGCAUUAAAAGAACACAGAGUUUUUCUCAGACUGUUUGUUUCACAGAUGUAAAUCCUGCUGGAGCUGAAAUCUUCUGUAUAUAUCGCUGCAUUCUUUUGUCAAUUUGUUUUGUGUACCCAUAUUGAAGAAGAUUGUUGUUCUGUAGGCACUCGUGAACAAUGUCUUCUACUUAAACGUGACGGAUGCUGUGUUUUAUAUUAGUUUACAGUAAUAAAUGAAGUGCGUUUUCGGA
Misgurnus anguillicaudatus (oriental weatherfish) is the source of this 1694-nucleotide messenger RNA. It is a transcript of the gene dlk1, whose product is annotated as delta like non-canonical Notch ligand 1. Gene Ontology annotation, molecular function: calcium ion binding; Notch binding. The record is from RefSeq and is a predicted model, not a curated record. NCBI's taxonomy places the organism in Eukaryota, Metazoa, Chordata, Actinopteri, Cypriniformes, Cobitidae.